UGUUCAUCGCCUCCUUCCUGGCGGGAGCGCUGCUCAACCAGAUAGCGCAGUUCGUGGCGGCGCCCGGGGCCGUGCUGAGCGUGCUGGGCACCGGCGCGCCGCAGACCGCAUCGUUCUUCAUAGCCUACAUACUGUUCAGCGCGCUGGUUGUCUCCCCCAUCGGCGCGCUGCGGCCUCUGUCGCUGCUGUCUCUGUGGGUGCGCAGCGGUCUGGCUGCCACCCCCCGCGCCCGCGCCCGCCUGUGGGAUCCGCCCGCCGCCAAGUACGCGGGCAGCUGCCCGCACCACAGCAUGGUGCUGCUGCUGGGCCUGGUGUACUGCGUUGUCCACCCGCUGGUGCUGCCCGCCUGCUGCUGCUACUUCGGGCUGGUGGGGCUGCUGGAGCGCUACCAGCACUGCUACUGCUGGGGCAGGGGCUACGAGAGCGGAGGAAGGAUGUGGAGCCAGGUGUUCCGGCAGGUGAUGGUGUCGCUCUACCUCUCCC
This is a messenger RNA of Astrephomene gubernaculifera, 483 nucleotides long. Lineage: Eukaryota; Viridiplantae; Chlorophyta; Chlorophyceae; Chlamydomonadales; Astrephomenaceae. The record is from the annotation of a GenBank genome assembly.